AUGUCGUCAUCUAUGUUUGUUGACUUUGUAAUGGAUGGCGGCAUGAAGAGUAACUGUGAGAAAGUUGAUAGCAUGAUUUUACAUCUAAGUGAACCUACUUUACCUUUUCCUUCCAAGUUUCUUUGCACAGAAUGUUUACAAAAAAUAGCUAAGACGGGGUCGCUGUGUUGUGUGGCUGCAAGGCCACAUGGGUCAAAUACAGCCAGUAGGGACUGGUCCAUGGGUCCUCAUGAGCCUUAUUGGCGAACUAAUACAAGCUUCUCGCCACCACCUUCAAGAUGGGAUUUCCAUUUCCAACCCGAUGGACUGUCACAUGGUUCACAUGAUGGGAUUCAAACGUAUGGGUCUUCUGUAUCUUCAAACAGCAAAGAAAGUAGCAGCUGGGUGAGGGGAAACCUUCUUUACAAUCAUCAAUAUUCAACAUCUGAUGGUGCUGGGCCCUUUUUAAGUAGUCCAUCUGACCUUUCUCAGGGUCCGCAGUGGACACCUCCAGCAAUACAAGAAAUCACUCUUGAUGAUUAUGAAACUACAACAAGAAGAGAUCAAGUUGCUGGGAAGUUGCCCUUUGCUUCUAUUGUUGAGGGCACCCCAAAAAAUGCAGAUAGUGGGGUCUCCUCUUCAUCCCAUUCAGACUGUAGCGAGUCUGAGCCCAUGUUCAUGUCAUGCUUGUCAUCUCAUCGCAACUUUUCAAGUCGGCGUUACUUUAUGUCCAAACCUAUUCAUCCCUUGUCCUUUCCCAUGGUGACUCCUACUACAGAAGCCUCUGACUCUGGAGGUACUGGGUUUUCAGACAAUGCUGGCACAUCACAAAGAGAUGCCCAUGGCAGGAGCAGUUCAAGCAGCAGCAAUGAUUUUGCUGAUGUUUCCGAGCCAUUUGAGCCUGAUUCUUUUGGUCGAUUAUGUGUCCCAUCUGAUGGUUUCAAAUGUGGAUUGUGUGAGAGAUUUCUCUCACAGAGGUCACCUUGGAGUUCUCAUAGGAUUGUAAGAAAUGGUGAUAGGCCUGUUGCUGGGGUUCUUUCAUGUCAACAUGUUUUUCAUGCAGAAUGUUUGGAGCAGACAACACCAAAGACUCGUAAAAACGACCCUCCUUGUCCUAUAUGUGUCAAACUGGAAGAGCAAAAUUCUCCAGAUAACCGAGUCUUCUCUAGGUUUAGGAAUGGGUUUGCAAGGCUUAGGCCAUUUUCUGAGGAUUGUCCAUCUAGGCCUUGGGGCUGUGCACAGGCUGGAGACUGUGUUGAAGGGGCUUUACAUGCACCCUCACGUAGUACCACGUUACUGGUGAACAGGAGUCGCAUGAAGAAAAAUCUCUUCAUGAAGAGUAAUUCGAGUAAAGAAUUUCCUGGCAAGCUGAGGCAAAGUGGUUCAUCUUCUUCGCUACUUUUUGGUGGGAAGUCAAUCGAUCAGGGUGCAAUUGGGUGCUCAAAGACAAUUGCCGGUCCAAGUGUGAAGUGGUGACAUCAGUUUCAAGUUGGCCAGAACUGUGCAAUUUAUCAAGGUUGGGUAGUUGCUGAAUGACAUUGAUUGUUUGGAAACUAGGAGAUGCUGUAUAGAUAUGGUUUUGUGGAAACAACAUAUGUUUGAAAUCGAAGUUGAAAUUUGUCAAUUUCGUAUGUCUCAUACAAUUUGUUUAUGAUGGUAGAAGUGUUACAUGUUGAAACUCAAGUCUCUUCCUUCAAUGUUAUGUGGAUCUAAGUGAACUUUGGUUGGACUGUAUUGUCAGCGUUUGUGGGUAGUGAGAUGUAAUGGGCUUCAACUGCUAAGUAUUGUAGUUGUCAACGGUGAUUCAUACCAUUCAUACCCAAGUUAUGAACCCAACUUGUAUUCCAUAUGUGAGGUGAGGCUCACACCUCCACACUUAAAAUGAGAAUGUCCUGGCCAGCUGGCCUGGUUUCCCUAGCCAUUGAAUUUUUUACUGUGGUUCUAUAGCCGAUGGUACACUUGAGUCACGCCUAUUCUUGAGGACCAUCUUGUCAUGUGCUCUGUUGGCAUUACUCUGGACAAGUGCACAUUGGUGAGCACAACAUGACACAGCCCGGAUCUUUCAUGCUUGUUUUUGAUGUUUGACAUUCCUUUUCAAGGCCAUGACCAAUCUUUUGCAAUUGGGGUCUUUUGGCACCAUGGUAGGGCUCCCCUUCCCACUAGCCAUGUUGGGCAUGUUCAAAACCCGUCAUUUUCCUUACCAAUAAAGUAAAAUGACACAAAAUCCUACUCCUUGAAUCGAAUCUCCAGUCCUACCCAAAAAUGAAGAAAGAGUUGGGACUUUAAACGCGUUUGAAAUAUCAAAUAUUAAUUC
This is a messenger RNA of Durio zibethinus, 2293 nucleotides long. NCBI's taxonomy places the organism in Eukaryota, Viridiplantae, Streptophyta, Magnoliopsida, Malvales, Malvaceae. The record is from RefSeq and is a predicted model, not a curated record.